CAGCACUGGAUACCAAAUGGUUCCUAUUUCAUAAUUUGUAUAAAUGAGAAACACCAAAAUUUAAUAGAAUUCUUUUUCUUAACUCUGCAACGAAGAAAUUAAUUGGAUUUCAAUUUACAAAUGGAUCAAUCUAAUUUAAAUGAAGUUCGUGAAGAAACUGAAUGGGAACAAUGUUCACGUAAUCGAGAUGUUGCAAGAUUUGUAAAAACAAGAAAUUUAGUUGAAAGAAGUCGACUUCAAUCUUUACGAUCUCAAUUAGACAAACAAUUAGAAUGGGAAUUAAAACGUCUUUCCAUAGAACGACGUGAAUUUGCUGAUGUUUUAGAAAAUUUACGUAAACGUCAUGAAAAAGUUGAUCGAAGAAAUGUUCGAACAUUAAAAAAUAAUCUUAAUCAAAAUUUUUAUAUUUGUGAAAGAAAUAGAAAACAUGACAGAUAUCUGAACUCUGUGAAUAUAAAUGAUAUUUUACCUAAAGGAUUAUUUAAUUAUACUACUACAAAUAGUACAAGUAGUACAAGUUCAUCUGUUUUGUCUAUUCCAAAAGUAAUAUCUUCACCGGAUUUAACUAGACUUCUUAAAAAUCGGAAUGAUAAUAAUCAUAAUAAUAAUAAUAACAAUCAACAUUCAAAUCCUAUACCGAAAAUACAUACAGAGAUUUCAAAUUCAACUGAAAAAGUUUCACAACCAAAUAUCUAUCACUUGAUGUAUACAGAUUCCGGUGAAUGGAUACAUUUAAACAAGCCUAAUUUGAAUAUAUCAGCACCAUCCAGUGCUUCGAAAUCAUCCGCUUCAUCAAAAAGUAUGAAAUGUACAAAAUCUUGGUCCGAAAAUGAUUAGAUGUUGACAUAGAUCAAUGUUCAAUGUGUGCACAUGUCCAAACAUCGAGAACUGCAUAAAUUCGUAUUUAAAUACACUUUUUUUUCGCACAUUUUUAUUUAUAAUCUUUUGAAGAGCAGCUCUGUUUAAUCUUAUUUCCAUUAAAAUUUAAAUAAGUAGAUAAUUCUGUGAAUAUCAGAUUUUAUGCUUUAAAACAAAAUCAUCAUAUGUUUUCUUAAGGAUUUUAAGAAAUGCAAAUUAAGAGUUAAUACUGAUUAAUUGUGUUCUCUCUUGAUUCAAUCGUACAAAUAAAUUAUGAUCGACUUACCUAUCUUGCAAAAUAAUUGUAACCAUGUGUAUUUUUAAACUUUUCAAUGAUAGAUAUAUUUAUGUUGCAUUUAACUUUUAAAGGAUGGAUAAACAGAUUGAAAAAUUUUCAAAUGUUACAUAUUCCUCAGUAAGCUGUAUGUACAGAUUAUGAUCGAUAUAGAAGUACACAGAGAUCCAGGUAAAAAUUUUUUUUGUAAUUCACUGUUUGAAUUAUGUUUUUAUCAUAAUAACAAUAAUUAUCAGAAAUGUGCAGUUUUAUACAAUCCCUAAGUAAUUACUGUACAAUGAAAG
Schistosoma turkestanicum is the source of this 1437-nucleotide messenger RNA. The record is from the annotation of a GenBank genome assembly. NCBI's taxonomy places the organism in Eukaryota, Metazoa, Platyhelminthes, Trematoda, Strigeidida, Schistosomatidae.